CCAUUCCGGAUCCUCCUUUUCUCAGUGUACCGUUCCAAAUGACACUGAUCUACAGCUAAAGCAAAACCCCUAAACCCUAAAUUACCUCAAAAACAAUGGCGUUGUUCUCCCGCAUCCGUACAUCGGCAACCGCCGCAUCUUUCCACCUUCGCCGCUUCUCCAUCCUCUCUCCAGACUCAUCCACUCCUCUCAGCGCUCACCAAAAAUCACGCGCCGCCCUCUCCCUCCUAAAAUCAGAGCAAAACCCCGACCGCAUCCUCGAUAUCUGCCGCGCCGCCUCACUCUCCCCGACUUUCCACCUCGACCGGAUCGCGUUCUCCGUUGCAAUCUCCAAACUCUCCGAAGGUAACCAUUUCCAAUCCAUCGAUACUUUCCUCCGUGAACUCAGGUCACGUCCCGACUUUCAACACGAGCGUUUCGUUUCCCAUUCUUUAAUCCUCUACGGUCAAGCCAAGAUGCUAAACCAUGCCUUGACGACGUUUGACGAAUUUUACAACAAGGGGUAUUGCCGUUCGACGAAAUCCCUAAAUGCUUUGCUCGUGGCGGCUAUUUUGGCGAAGGAUUAUAAAGAAGCGAAGAGGAUUUUCGUGGAAUUCCCUAAAAGAUAUGGCAUUGAACCCGAUUUAGAGACUUACAAUACUGCAAUUAAAGCUUUGUGUGAGUCUGGGUCAUCGUCCUCUGUGUAUUCUAUUUUGGUUGAUAUGAAAAGCAAAGGGGUUAAACCAAAUGCUACUACUUUUGGGACUUUGUUAGCUGGUUUUUAUGCAGAGGAGAAAUAUGAAGAUGUUGGGAAAGUGUUAAAUUUGAUGAAGGAACAUGGGGUUUCUGUUGGGGUUAGUACUUACAAUAUAAGGAUUCGGAGCUUGUGUAUGUUGAAGAAAUCUAAUGAGGCAAAGGCUUUACUCGAUGGGAUGCUAUCGAAAGGGAUAAUACCGAAUUCAGUUACAUAUCACCAUUUGAUUUAUGGGUUUUGUAGGGAAGGGAAUUUGGAGGAAGCUAAGAGGUUGUUUAAGAGUAUGGUGAAUAAAGGUUUGAAGCCUGAUAGUCAUUGUUAUUUUACAUUGGUGUAUUUCUUGUGUCAAAGUGGGGACUUUGAGACCGCUUUGAGGUUUUGUAAAGAAAGUAUGGAGAAAAAUUGGGUUCCGAAUUUUUCGACUAUGAAAGCUCUUGUGAAAGGACUUGCUAGCAUAUCUAAAGUUGAGGAAGCAAAGGAACUUAUAAAGAAUGUUAAGGAGAAGUUCUCCAAAAAUGCAGAUGCAUGGGAUGAAAUUGAAAAGGAUUUGCCCCAAUAGAGAAGGUAAGCAGGGUGUCCUAUCUUAGAGUCUGUUAUUAAAAUUAAUCAGGUCAUUUUUGCAUGGAAAUGAAAUAAGUAGGGCCUUUUUACUCAUGCAGGAUGAAUUGUUUUCAUUUUGUUAGCUUAAUUAUUGAAGGGCAUAUUAUAUUUUACUAGGAUUAUUUUGGCAGUGGAACUAUGUCCAACAAUAACUUUUUUUCCUUCUUAUGGAGACUUGUUUUAUGAGUUAUUUUAGAUGUCCUGGGAUCAUUACUGUAAACAGCUAUCUCCAUUUUUGAAUGAAAUCUGUUAUGAAGUUGAUGUUUA
Gossypium raimondii (Peruvian cotton) is the source of this 1600-nucleotide messenger RNA. Its product is annotated as pentatricopeptide repeat-containing protein At1g61870, mitochondrial. Gene Ontology annotation, molecular function: protein binding. The record is from RefSeq and is a predicted model, not a curated record. NCBI's taxonomy places the organism in Eukaryota, Viridiplantae, Streptophyta, Magnoliopsida, Malvales, Malvaceae. Bases 96 to 1292 code for a protein of 398 amino acids. The transcript has a single exon.